AUGGUGAAACUUCUUUCACCAUUUGAAAAAAUAACACGCCGAAUAUGUGGAGCAACAUAUUGUACUUUAAGUCUUGUUCAUCCCUAUAUUGGAAUAUUAAAAAAGUCAUUUGAACCUAAUUAUGAAAAUGGUGAAACUUAUAAUACAUAUCUAAAUUUGGUAUAUGGAACACAAAGCGAAAAUGAUGAUGAGGAAGAAGUAGAAGAAUCUGACAGUUCAACAAGCGAAGAAGAUGAAACUCCAUCAGGUGGUUCAAGGCAGCACUGGCAAUAUGCUCAUCGCCAAUUUCGACAACAAAUGCGGUUGACCAAAGGAAAAGGGAGAAAAAAAAGUAAAGGAAGAACAAAUAAAUAUAGUCAAAAUAUUAAGAAAGGAAAUUCUGAAAAAAAUGUAGAUGAUUUUAACCAUGUAGAAUAUUUACCAACUGCUGAUACUGUUGGCCUUCUACAAAAAGUUCGGGCAGCUAUUUUUUUAUCACUUGAUGAAUUGUGGUCAACACCAUCAGAUUUAGUUCGAAUUGCAACGAUACUCGAUCCCCGCUUUAAAGAUUUUAAAUGGAACGAUACGAAUGAAGAAAAAGACGAAUCACUUAAGCUAUUACAAGUGCAAUAUGAUUCUGAAAAAAGAGAUUUUCAAGCCAGCGAUAUUAGUAUUCAACAAGCAACGCCCAUUAAUGAUUGUAAUGAUGAUGACGAUGAUUUCUUUCAAGCUUUAGAACGACAACAUGGUCCGGUCCAAGGACCUGAGUGGGACCAAGUCCCAGAAUGGUCCCAAGAUGGUUCUAUAAAUGAAUCGAUUUUUAGUAUUGCAAAAUAUACACUAAGUGAUGUUCGGAAUAGAAUUGAUAGUCACAGCUCGUGCUUCACUUUGUCAUAA
Molecule: messenger RNA, 876 nt
Organism: Racocetra persica
Lineage: Eukaryota; Fungi; Glomeromycota; Glomeromycetes; Diversisporales; Gigasporaceae
Source: the annotation of a GenBank genome assembly